AUGUACGGCCAGAAUGACGAGCGAAGCAGCACGGCACGGAUGUCGACAGCUUCCUCGGUGCAACAGCGUUACCACGGACCCGGCCGAACUUCUAGCGGGCUCGGGGUGGGUCGCGGAUUCCUCGGCAGCUACGGUUCGUCCUCGACGCAAUCGUCCUCGCUGGAAAAUCAGCACAGUGCCAGCACGAGUGGGACGGGCACGACGAGCCUGUUUGGUGAUCCGGUGCUACCAUCGACGCGACACGCUGACCUGCUCGGGGGUGAGGAUCUCUACCAGAACCUAAAGAGCAACAUCGAGCAGUACCAUGCGAAGCUGUAUAACGAGCAGGAACGCCAGCGGCAGGCUGAACGGGAUGCGUUGUUCGAUCAGUACGCCAAUUCUGGCACCCACAGAGGAUACCGGUCGGUGUCGGCGGCUGAUCCUGCGGUGAUGGUUGGUCCUCGAAAGCCUUCGGUUGGAAACAAUGUGACGACGUAUGGAGAGGGUGUCCGCAACAGGACCUUUGGACGGACUCAAUCAGCCAGCCAUGGCGUCGAUAUAAGCAACAGCAGAUCGAACAUCUUCGACAUGGAUCUGCUGAAGCAGAACGAUUGGAUUGAUUUUUCUGAGCACGAGUACCAGCACAGCCUUAUCCCCACCAAUAGCCGCGCGGCCGCUGACGUGCAACAGUUCACCGGCGGUAACAUAACGCGCCGGAUCGAGAACGGAGUCUUCCAGAAUUCCCGGGCUGCAGCAGCAGCUCGAGCCACGCGGCGCAACUCGAUCACGGAUGCAAGUGCGUACGGAAUGCGUGGUGAGAUCGAGAAUCGAAUCGGUGAAGUGCCUACCGGGACGGCCACGUUCACCGUGUUGGGUCAUGGGCCACCAGGACCGUUGGGCUACGAUGAAGGAGGAGUUCGCGACCUGUCGACGUCGAGUGACGCCAACAGCGAUUUGGAGCGUAUGCUACGAUACGGUCGGACGGAUCCAUCGACUGCCAUUAUCAGGGAUAAGAUCAAUACGGGAUCUAACUUUAGAGUACCGGAUGCGCGACAGCACAAAAAUACGGCAUUCACGAUCAUCAACGAAACACAACCAAAAUCCGGUUCGUUCGAUCUAACUGGCAACCUCAGGUACUCACCAUACCGCGAAAAACAUCGGGCUGCCUCCUCGCGUAUCCUUUCGGCGAGUUCUGCCACGGCUCAUGGAGCAGCAGCUGCUGGCUUUUACGGCUACGAUUACGACGAAAGCACCACCCCGGGUAGUGCGCCCCACGGUGGGUCACGGAGGCGAUUCAGCAGCUCAGAGCUUUCACUGAGCACCGUCGGAGGUCGUACGAAGCGCCCGGUCAAGUCGAAAACCUCACUCUCGAUUACGACCAACCCGGGCCGGAGGCAACGCGGCGUACUCGAGGUGAUCGUUCGCAACAAAUCGUCCGUGCCAAGUGCCAAAGUGACAAUCACGCAGCCGUCUGAGGAUGGCCGCUCGCUCACGCCGACCCCGAGUGAGUCAGGCCUGUCCGGGACGGGAACGGAGAGUGACGCACGGAUCAUCAUUCCUGAGCAUCAGCUGAGAAACCUGAAGCUGUUUGGCUACAAGCCAUUCUCGGGCCGGCCUACAUUAUCUCCCGUCCCUGACAAGGGCUCAAUGGAGAGUUCUCAGGCGGAUCUGAAACAGGAGGGUGGCGGUGCAGCGAAAAAGAGCGAGAAAGGAGGACUCCGGGCUCCCGUUUUUAACAUCCGCGGGCUGCUGUCACCCCGGCGGGAUAAGAGCAAGGACGCGCCAGAGAGCGCACCCGACAGUAAAGAACCAUCGGUGGAGCGACAACCCACGGCACCCAAGGGUGGGGAGCCACCAGCGGGGAAGGCACCAGAAGCGCAGGGUUCACCACCGAAAAAGCGCCGUUUCAAUCUCGCCCGCGCCAUCAUCGAGAGUGCCAGGAAGGGUACGAUCCCCGAACCGGAGCCAGAAAAGCCCUCGAAACCAACGGCCACCAAGUCGAUCGAGGAACCGACCGUAGGAGAGGGCGAGCGGCGCAAGAUGGCGCUCAAAAUAAAGCUGGGCAUUGUACGGUCGGGCGUUCGUAAGGACUCGGAGGGAAACGGUGUGAAAGAGAAGCGUGGAGCGAAGAAAGGCAAGACGAUGAAAGCGGCGGCAACGGCUGCGAAGACGACAAGUGCGAAGAGCAAAAAGAAGGCCACCCCAACGAAAAAAGGAGCACGCGGUUAUAACGACGAUGAUGACGAUGACUACUACGAUCCUUACGCGCCGGAUGAUCGGUCGAAAAGGACGAAAAAAUCCACUGGAGGUGGUGGCAUGCUAAAGAGUGCCCUCAACUAUGCGGCUAGCUUUCGCUCGAAAAGUGACCGUGUUGGAACGGCCGGUCCAGGUGGACGACGGAAACCGACCGCGGCUGAGCUUCCGAAAGGUGCAAAACCAUCAGGUGGUGGAAUGCAACGGGGUGGAGGCCGGGAAAUGGAAAAACUCACCCCCACCUCACGCAGGCGGGACAAAAGCGCGAAAGCGGAUGGACGGGCGGGAGCCCGAGUGAAGAGUGGAAAACGCCCUCAGGACACGGGUGGCAGGGCUAAGUCGGCGGCGGGUGCACGAGGAAGACAACUAAGACGGAGCAGCUCCGCUAUGGGACUCGAUCCUGCCCAGCUGAGACGAGCCAACAAGCUGUACGAGAAGAACCAAAAAGGUUCCUCGGGGACGGGAGGUCCUGGUGGUGCGGGGAUGGCAGGACGUGGAGGUGGCAAGAGCAGCAGUUCUAUCAUCCAAUCCAAGGCGAAUCGUCAGUCGGCAAAUGAGAUGGGUGGUGGUCCAGGUGGAGGAGGACUUGGAAAGAGCGACAGCCGGGGGGAGAUCCGCUCAGGCAAGAGCAAGAUGGCGUCAAGCGAUGGUGGAGGGUCGGACCCAAGGGAGCGGAUAGAGAAGCGGGAUUCAGAGCGAUCGCUUAAAAAAAGUGACAGCAACAAAUCGCUCGCGAAUAUGGGUGGAAAACCGAAGAAGAGCGACUCGAAAAGCUCGUUGUUGAACAAACGAACGGACUCACGCUCGAGCCUUCACCAGACGGCGGGUGGUGCAGGGGAUUCCUCCAGUGCAGCCGGAGGAGACGCGUCCGGAGCCGAGCUCGGUGGCAAGAGUCCCCUUAGCAGCGGUGGUGAUGGUGGAGCCGUUGAAGGAGGCGUGAAAUCAGCCCGACCAACGCCCAAACUUCAGAGCAAGGGCUCGCUGUUGAGUCUGAUCAGUCUGAAGGGCAGCAAGCGCAACUUGGGCGGUGGAGGUGAUGCAGGGCAACGACCUGAUACGGCUACGUCGAUGGCAGGAGCAGCGGGUGUUGAUGGAGCGAUGGCAUCCACAACUCGGUUACAUUCGGCGUCGAUGAGAAACGCCGCAGGAGCAACCGGUGCAGGGAUGGAAGGAACCGGUGAGGAUAUCGGUGGGUCGCGGGGAAGCGGUCUAAACGAGAAACCAACGAGCACGAAAACGAUGCGUCGGUUGCUGAGCAAAGGCUCGUUGUUGUCGAUCAAGAGCAUUGCGCACGCCCGCUCCUUCACCAACAUUCGUCCACCGACGUCGGAUGGGGGUGAGGGUGGUGCGAUGCCGGCGACGAUGACGAAGGUGACGGAGGGUUCGCAGGAGCAUGACGACACGACCGACACGGAGACGAGCCAUGGUGGAGCGGGAGGUGGAACCGAUGGACAAGGAUCGAUGGGUGUGGCAACGCACGAGCUGACGGUGGCUGGAGAUGGCGAAGGGGAGAAGGUAUCGAACGAGUACAACGGGGAGCACCGCAUGAAGUCACCGAUGGCGGAGCAUAGGCAGCAGGGAGGUAGCCGGAGCCCGGGACCGGACAACGUUUCAAGUGCCAACACGGAAUCGAUGCGGGAUCGAACAAUGGGGCAGGAGGGUGGCGGUGGCAGCAACAGCGACGAGUUCGACGAGGACGAGCAGCUCAAGUGUUCGAAAUGCUGCUGCGCCUGUUGUGCGCCCUGCUGGACACGGACCUGCCUGCCGUUUAGACGAUGCUUCCGGGGCUGCAGCAGCUGUUGCGGUGGUCGGGGCCGGCUCGGGAAGCGUAAGGUGGACGGUCAGCUGACGAAGGACACCCCACCCGGCACGGAGGAACCGUCCCGUCAGGGUUGCUGGUCCCGGUUGUUCGGUUGUUGUCGACGGUGCCGUAACUCGAAAACGGCCCCGGAAUCAACGGCGAUCGCUCAGCGUGCACCGGGUCCGGCUGAGGCGAAACCAAAGUCCUCAUCCUGCUGGCAAUCGCUCAGCUGUUGUGCCAGCUGUCGGCGGAAUAAAUCCCGGGAGCUAGUGCCACGAUCCUCGAUCGAUAGUGAUCCACCGGCGGAGGAUCAGCAGUCCGGAUGUCGAUCGUGCUGGAGUAAGCUGUUCAGCUGCUGCCGCCGGCCUAAGCCUGCCGAAGGGAAAACCACCCGUUUCGGGCGCCACAAAAUGGAGGAACCGGUCGAGAUGGAGACGGUAAAGUGUUGCUUCUGCUUCAAGCGGCAACGCCCGAAGGUGAAGGCGAAACCGAAGAAAAAGGUCCCUGUUAAGUCGACCUUCAACUGCCUGAGCUGCUGCAUGAUGUGCUGUAAAAAGAAGGGCGAUAACCAGAGCCGAAGGACGAGCAACCUGAGCAAGAAGCAGAGUAUCGCUCCGACGAUUCCACCCGAGGACUUGCGGCCAAAAAUCGACAUGUCGCUAGUUGAGCACUCCUCUUUGAUGCGUGGUGCAAUUCCGGUGUUGCCGAUCUGUCUAGCCUACUUCUGCUUGUUCCUCAACGUGGUUGUGCCAGGCUCGGGUACGGUGUUGUCUGGCGGUUUGUGUUUGUGCAUCGGUAAGCCCCGCUUUUCGCAGCACGACUCAAUCAAGGGCCGCAUCGGCUCGUUCAUCAUCAACUGCAUCGUUGGGGUGUCACAGUGCUUCACGAUCAUCUUCUGCGUCGUGGGCUGGGGUUGGGCCAUCUGGUGGGGCACCAUCAUGUUGCGGCUUGCAAAGCAACAUCGCAAGAUCCUGGAGAUGGAGGCUGCACAGGAAGAGGGCGAAGAACAGACGACUCUCUCCAACCGGACCGGAGCUUCCAACCCGCCGGUGGCGCUCGUUUCCAAGACACACCGUGAUGUCGAAACUGGCCGGUAG
Anopheles nili is the source of this 5130-nucleotide messenger RNA. RefSeq names its product protein stum (gene stum). Gene Ontology annotation, biological process: taxis; proprioception; sensory perception of mechanical stimulus. NCBI's taxonomy places the organism in Eukaryota, Metazoa, Arthropoda, Insecta, Diptera, Culicidae. Bases 1 to 5130 code for a protein of 1709 amino acids. Gene Ontology annotation, cellular component: sensory dendrite. The record is from RefSeq and is a predicted model, not a curated record. The transcript has 9 exons.